UUUAUUGACCAAUUGGAGAGUUGUAAGCACUCAUUUUUCUAGUUCUUUUCUCCCUUUUUUGCUUCAACCACUGAGAUUGAAAAACACCGGAAAAUGGCUUCUACAAGCACAGCAGCUCCUGGUUCCUCUGACUCCAGACCUACAAGAAGAACCACAUACUACAAAUUUAUGCAGCAAGAAGUUCCUGCACAAAGGCUUAUUCUUACGCCUCGAGUGAUAAUUUUAGGAUAUUUUCUUAUUAGUGCUGUGUUCAUUUCAUUUGGAAUUGCUUCACUAAUGGCUUCAAGAAAGGUUGUUGAAAUUGUGUAUGGCUACGAGUCCGUUUGCUUGAGUAAUAUUUCAGACAGGAUAGCCUACAUCCGGAAUCCUACUACAGAUAAAACCUGCAACAUAACAUUGAAGGUGCCCAAGGACAUGGAUGCACCAAUUUUCAUAUAUUAUCAUCUAGAAAGAUUUUACGUGAAUAAACGGUAUGUUGAAAGCCGAAGCAAUGCGCAGUUGAGGAAUCUUAAGGACGCGAAGUCAGUUAGUUCUUGUAAGCAUGAAGAUUUUGUCGAUGGUAGGGAAAUUGUACCCUGUGGUCUUGUAGCAUGGAGUUUGUUCAACGACACAUACAGCUUCUCUGUCAACAGAACGAUUUUGAUGGUGAACAAGAGUGGCAUCGCUUGGAAGAGUGACAUAGAGCACAAAUUUGGAAAAGAUGUUUUUCCCCAAAACUUUCAGAACAGUUCGGUAAUUGGUGGUGCUCAUCUUAAUGCAUCCAUACCAUUGAGUGAGCAGGAGGAUCUUAUUGUCUGGAUGAGAACCCCUGCCCUGCCAACAUUUAGGAAAUUAUAUGGAAGAAUAGAGGUGGAUCUGAAUGAAGGUGAUAUCAUCAACGUAACAAUUCAAAAUCAGUACAACACCUACAGUUUUAAUGGGAAGAAGAAGCUGGUGCUGUCAACUGCUACCUGGAUUGGUGGGAAGAAUGACUUGAUUGGCAUACUAUUUCUCACAGUUGGAGGAGUAUGUUUAUUUUUGUCAUUGUUUUUUACCAUUGGGUAUUUUGUGAAGCCAAGGCAACUUGGAAAUCCAUCUCAUUUGUCUUGGAAUAGGAAGCAAGCUUGAGUCAGCUCCUAAAGCAGUUAUAAAUAAACAAGAUUGAAAUGUGAUGUAUGAUAAUUAGUAGACUAGUAGUAUAGUAGAGUUUUUCUUUUUAGUGAGAUAAUAAGUUAUAUCCUAAAAUUAAUAAUCUUCUCCUCUCCCCUGCUCCCAAAACAAUGUAUUCUAAGGAACUGAGAUAUGCAUGUAGAUGAAAGUAUGUCUAAGAGACUUGAUUCAAAGUUCAAAGUAAUACUUAAAUAUAACGACUAAUGCUUUUUUCAUAGCUUUAGCUCUAGUUCCGUUACCUUAUGCAUGUUGCACCCUUCCUUUUGUAAUGUUCCCCGUUUAAAUAAAGAUGAUAUGUUUUGGUAA
Lathyrus oleraceus (garden pea) is the source of this 1455-nucleotide messenger RNA. Its product is annotated as ALA-interacting subunit 1. Gene Ontology annotation, cellular component: endoplasmic reticulum; plasma membrane; Golgi apparatus. The record is from RefSeq and is a predicted model, not a curated record. Bases 94 to 1107 code for a protein of 337 amino acids. NCBI's taxonomy places the organism in Eukaryota, Viridiplantae, Streptophyta, Magnoliopsida, Fabales, Fabaceae. The transcript is spliced from 7 exons.